Tarenaya hassleriana is the source of this 1029-nucleotide messenger RNA. RefSeq lists its product as uncharacterized. The record is from RefSeq and is a predicted model, not a curated record. The transcript has 3 exons. Lineage: Eukaryota; Viridiplantae; Streptophyta; Magnoliopsida; Brassicales; Cleomaceae. Bases 1 to 1029 code for a protein of 342 amino acids. Gene Ontology annotation, molecular function: nucleic acid binding.
AUGUUCAACGCCAAGAUCCUUACUCUCUAUUCGGAUAAUGGUGGUGAAUACACGGCCCUUCAUUCUUUUCUUGCCUCUCACGGCAUCUCUCAUCACACCACACCUCCCCACACUCCCGAGCACAACGAUUUUUCAGCCUAUUUUCCUUCUCCGACAUCUGGUGUUGUUGAACCUUCUUCAUUCUCUCAUCAUCUGAUUCACCCUUUGAGUCAUGCUCGGUGCCCACUCACGACACCUCCGCUUUGUCAGCCCCUGAGCUCGGAUCUUUCACCGCCGGUUCCUCUGCCUGCGAACAUCUCCUCUGCUAGUGCUCAUCGGUCCUCUGACAUGGAUGGACCCGUACUUGGCCUGGAUUCUUCGGUUGAUACUCCUGCCUUGACAGCAUCGGAGUUGCCUCUCUCGGACUUGGCUGUCACGUCUGGUUCGUCGGUUCAACCCAUGCCGGUAAACCUUCAUCCGAUGCAGACUAGAUCAAAGAGCAACAUUGUUAAGUCCAAUCCAAAAUAUGCUCUCAUGGUCUCUGCUUCGAAUGCUGAUGUUGAACCGGCAACUGUGACUCAAGCGCUUAAGCAUCCUCGUUGGAGAGCUGCGAUGACAGAGGAAUAUGAAGCUCUUUGUCGCAAUGAGACGUGGGUUUUGGGAACAUUAUCCGAGGAAGUCUACAUGUCGCAACCUCCGGGUUUUGUUGAUCAUCGACGUCCUGACUUUGUGUGUAAACUCAGGAAGGCUAUUUAUGGUCUCAAACAAGCACCGCGGGCUUGGUACUCGGAGCUUCGUACCUAUCUUCUUGGUCGUGGGUUUCAAAAUUCUUUGGCGGAUGCUUCCCUUUUUAUUCUGCAUCAAUCGGAUGUUCGAGUUUUCAUCUUGGUCUACGUUGAUGAUAUUGUUGUGACCGGGAGCUCUUCUUCUCUUGUCACUCGAGUGAUCGAUGAUAUUGCUGCCCGUUUCUCUAUCAAAGACCUAGGUGACUUAUCCUACUUCCUUGGGAUCGAAGCUUCACGAAUAUCGAAAGGACUACUACUCACCUAG